CGUAGUAAAGAAUCAAUGACUUUCACCUGUGACAUAUUGAUUGAGUAAAUUGGCAGGUGCCGAGAAAAAUGAUGCUUGUCACGAGAGAGGUGGAGCCAUUGUGAUUCACACCUGCAUAAAUUUGGAUGGUAGCACCCUAGUGUGUUAUUGAAACCAGCUUGGCAAUAAUGGGGUUUUGGCAGGUUGGAUUUGGAUUGGUGUUUAUUCUUGCACUUGGAUUUUCCGAAGCACAAUGGAGAGCAAGAGCAGCACAUAGUGGGAGUCCAAGUGGGUUUAGGCCUCGAGCAUUAGCUCAAGCUUCUCAACUGGCUGAUUCCACGAUGGUUCCCAGUAAUACUGUAUUUGGACCACAAAGGUUUCCAGUCAGGGCUGACUUUGGAAAGCCUUCUCAAGAUCUUAUGGGUGUUCAGUUAAAAGAGCUGUUGCAGGGUCCGGUGGCGAAACUGGCGUGGAGCUUUCCAAGUCUGCCAGAGGAACCACAGCAGCCAGACGUUCCUUUUGAUUUGCCUUAUCUUGUCCCUGCCAACAGUGUAGCCGCUCAGUGUGGAGAGAAUUCAGUAUAUGUGGAAGUGAUGAAGGACUUCUUUGGGUCUGGGCACCCACUGUUGUCCUCUGGUUUUACACUGGGAGGCUGUCCUGCAACUGGAGAGGACUCUUCUGCUCAAGUGCUGAUCUUUGAGUCUGAACUGCAUGGAUGUAGUGGCACAUCAAUGGUGACUGAGGAUGAGCUUGUCUAUAGGUUCAACAUUAUCUACACCCCACAAAAGGUUUCAUAUGGUGUUCCUAUUGUCAGGAGCAGUGGUGCGGUGGUUGGUGUCGAGUGCCAUUAUCCAAGAACGCAUAAUGUGAGCAGCGAUGCCUUAAUGCCCACUUGGAUCCCAUAUGCCUCAACUAAGGUUGAAGAGGAAGUCUUCGUCUUCUCCCUCAAGCUCAUGACUGAUGACUGGAGAUUUGAGAGAUCUUCUAACCAGUACUUCCUGGGAGACAUGAUAAAUCUUGAAGCAUCCGUGCGUUCGUACAGCCAUGUUCCCAUCCGUGUGUUUGUGGACCGCUGCGUGGCGACUGCAGUCCCUGAUGUUGCUUCCGUCCCCAGUUACUCCUUUAUUGAGAAUAAUGGGUGCCUGGUUGAUGCCAAGCUCACAGGCUCCACGUCUCACUUCAUGCCCCGGACUCAAGGUGAUAAGCUGGGGUUUCAGCUAGAGGCGUUCCGGUUCCAUCAAGCAGACAGUGGGCUGGUCUACAUCACAUGCAUUUUGAAGGUGGCUGCCGCAACCUCUACAAGUCCUGAACGGAAAGCUUGUUCGUUCUCUGCUAAUGGGUGGGUGUCUGCAGAUGGUUCUGACCCGGUGUGUGGCUGCUGUGACGCCACGUGUAGCAUCAGAAGUGGAAGUGAUCAACUACUUACAGAUCUACGCUGGGAAAGAGCAUCUGUCGGCCCCAUCAAUGUUAAAGAAUAUGGCCAAAAAUAACUGGAAAUGUCAUGUGACUUCUGGUGAUUUAAUAAAUGCUGUUAAUGUA
Molecule: messenger RNA, 1518 nt
Organism: Rhinichthys klamathensis goyatoka
Lineage: Eukaryota; Metazoa; Chordata; Actinopteri; Cypriniformes; Leuciscidae
Product: zona pellucida sperm-binding protein 3-like
Exons: 8
Coding region: 168-1469 (433 amino acids)
Biological process (GO): binding of sperm to zona pellucida; positive regulation of acrosome reaction; egg coat formation
Cellular component (GO): extracellular matrix
Molecular function (GO): acrosin binding
Source: RefSeq, a predicted model, not a curated record